Molecule: messenger RNA, 333 nt
Organism: Lobosporangium transversale
Lineage: Eukaryota; Fungi; Mortierellomycota; Mortierellomycetes; Mortierellales; Mortierellaceae
Exons: 2
Coding region: 1-333 (110 amino acids)
Biological process (GO): intracellular iron ion homeostasis; iron incorporation into metallo-sulfur cluster
Cellular component (GO): mitochondrion
Molecular function (GO): ferroxidase activity; ferrous iron binding; ferric iron binding
Source: RefSeq, a predicted model, not a curated record
AUGGAUCGAAUGGUCGAAUACUUUGAGGAUCUGGGCGACGAACAUGAAAUCCCUGGAUACGAUGUUGAAUAUCAGGUGAGUUCAUGCAAAAAGAGCGGGGUCAUGACUCUUAAGCUUGGCGACAAGGGCACUUAUGUUGUCAAUAAACAACCUCCAAAUAAGCAACUUUGGUUAUCAUCGCCUACAACAGGUCCCAAGCGUUAUGACUAUGAUGCUGAACACAAGGCUUGGUUCUAUAAUCGCGAUCAACAUACACUCAAGCAUCUACUGGAUACUGAAAUCUCAAAGGCUAUUGGAAUCAAUAUUAAUGUGCCAUUAGACUCGAAAAGUUAG